CAGCUCCCCCCUCCCGCAUGAGGCACCAUUUAAACUUUGUUAGAGGAAAAUGAUGGGGAACAAAGAAGCGGUGAUGAUAUUGCCACCACACCACACAAGCCACGUUCACCAUUUCCUUCCCCCGCUCCUCCACUGAAUUUCCCCACACAAUAUUCCAAAAAGGGGGCCAAAAAAAAGAAAGAAGAAGGAACCAUGCUUGAUCCCAGAACUGAACUGUCUGCAAAUCGUGCCGUUGCAGGCAUCAAUGACAGUUAUGGAAGUUGGGGGAGCAUGAGAUUUGGUGGCAGGCCUCAGAGAAGUGCUAGAAACCAUGAAAAUUACGGGGCUUGGAAUGGUGGUGACUGGCAAUUCGGAGCUGAAGCAAAGGUGGAAGACGAGUCCGGUGUUUGCUCUCCGCCUCUGUGGAAAACGAGCCCAUCUGGGAGUCCUAAUGGAGGAAAUUCCCCUUUGCAUCGCCGCCAUCAUCAAAAUCAUUACAGGAGCCUAUCUCCAGCGUCGAGAAUGCAGGCGAUUGCUCAAGGCCAGAGGGAGCUUAUGGAGAUGGUCCGCACCAUGCCCGAAUCAUGUUAUGAGCUUUCUUUGAAGGAUCUUGUUGAGCGGCCAGUGGUACAAGCCCCACAGGACCCUUUUCCUGAAAAGAGGAAUUUUGGUGAUGAAAUUGCAACUAGCAGGGAGAAGAAGAAAGUGAAGGAUCGUAAGAAGACGAAUGAUACUAAGCCAAAGAUGGGGAGAAGUGGAAGUCUUGACAACGGAGGCUUUCUUCUCAAGAUGGUGUUUCCUGUUUCUUUUAGAUUAAAGAAGAAGAAGAAUUCAGCAACAAACACUUGUUCCAAAGUCUCUCCCAAGCCUAUGGCAUCGGAUGGAUCUGCAAAAAGUGUAGACAAGGAGUGGUGGAAGAAAAAAGUCACCGUCUCAGGAGAGAGCGAUGGUGGAGGAACCACCAGCAACAGUGGAAGCAGCGGUAGCAGCAGCAGUAGCAGUAUUUGCAGCAACAGAAGCAGCAGGCAACUGAGUGGCUUAUUCACUGUUUGCUGGUCCUACUUGCGCUCCAAGAAAAGGAAAACAAAGGACUAAUGGAGCUGCCUCCUAUGGGCUGGAGUAGACAAUAAAUAUUUUGUAUCUAUCCUUCCAAUACUAGAUUACAUGAGAUAAUCAAAUCAGAGGAAAAUUUGUAAUGUGUCCUGUCUAUAGUCUUCAAGGUUUUCAACUAUUGUAAUUUUCUUUCUUUCUUUCUUUUCUUUCUAAUUAUUUUUUCCAUCCUUUGUUUGGUGAGAUGUGAGUGUCAUUUUCAGUAUGCAGAUGCUUCCAAUGGAAGAUUGUCUGCCAUGAAAUAUAUAUAUAAUUGACACCA
Messenger RNA from Vitis riparia (riverbank grape), 1351 nucleotides. RefSeq lists its product as uncharacterized. The transcript has 2 exons. Lineage: Eukaryota; Viridiplantae; Streptophyta; Magnoliopsida; Vitales; Vitaceae. The record is from RefSeq and is a predicted model, not a curated record. The coding region runs from base 193 to 1074 and encodes 293 amino acids.